CAGCAGCCAAGAUGGUGGCCAAGCAGCGGAUCCGGAUGGCCAACGAGAAGCACAGCAAGAACAUCACGCAGCGCGGGAACGUCGCCAAGACCUCGAGGAACGCGCCCGAGGAGAAGGCGUCGGUGGGGCCGUGGCUCCUGGCCCUCUUCAUCUUCGUGGUGUGCGGGUCAGCUAUUUUUCAGAUUAUUCAGAGUAUCAGGAUGGGCAUGUGAAGAAGCUGAUCUUUAAACAAGACUUUUCUCCUGUGAACUAUGAACUUUCAUUCCAGAUGUUUGAUAACUUGGAAUUUAAAUUUGCUGUCGUCUUGCUUAUGAAGAACUUUUCAUAUUGACCACAUGUCAUUCCAGGUUCCUUCACAAGUCAUUCCAGGUUUUCUAGUCCAUGCCACAGUGCCUUGAAGAAGCAUCACAUGUAUAAAGCAAUAAAGAGUUAUUGUUAA
Molecule: messenger RNA, 439 nt
Organism: Euleptes europaea (tarantolino)
Lineage: Eukaryota; Metazoa; Chordata; Lepidosauria; Squamata; Sphaerodactylidae
Gene: SERP1
Product: stress associated endoplasmic reticulum protein 1
Exons: 3
Coding region: 12-212 (66 amino acids)
Biological process (GO): endoplasmic reticulum unfolded protein response
Cellular component (GO): endoplasmic reticulum
Source: RefSeq, a predicted model, not a curated record